Molecule: messenger RNA, 1896 nt
Organism: Eutrema salsugineum
Lineage: Eukaryota; Viridiplantae; Streptophyta; Magnoliopsida; Brassicales; Brassicaceae
Exons: 11
Coding region: 177-1565 (462 amino acids)
Biological process (GO): cytoplasmic stress granule assembly
Cellular component (GO): cytoplasmic stress granule
Molecular function (GO): RNA binding
Source: RefSeq, a predicted model, not a curated record
UAUCUCUCUAGAUCUAUAUUCUUUCUUCUUCUCUUCCACCUUCUUUUCUAGUACGACGAUUAUGUAUAUAAAUUAGCUUCGAAUAGACCGUGAUAGAUAGAUAGAAGCUUCUAGAGAUUUUCAAUAUUUUUCAUAGAGAGAAUCAAACUUGAAUUGUCCAAGGUCAAACCAAAAGGAUGGGAUACGCAAGGAAAAUGGAAGACGACGACUCUUCAUCAUCACUGAACGAAGCGCUUUUAGUAGCAACUGUGUGCAUAAUCGGAUUGCAGGUUCAUGUUCACGUCAACGAUGGUUCGGUGUUCUCUGGGAUAUUCUACACAGCCUCCCUCGAGAACGGCUUUGCCAUCGUUUUGAAGAAUGCAAAAAUUACGAAGAAGGGGAAAAGUAAAGCGAAUGUAGCAAGCGGGAGUGUGGUCGAGACGCUUGUUAUUCUGUCUUCCAAUAUUGUUCAAAUGGUUGCAGAGGGAGUCUCGCUUCCAUCAAAUGUUACAGGCAAUAAAGAGGGUGAAUAUGUUGGAUCAGCCACAGAAGUUUUACCUUCUGAACCUCGUCUGUGUGCUGAAGGCAAGGGCAACUAUCACAGGAGACAGGCAGGAGCCAAGAUUUUGAAGCGUAGUGGACAAAUUCCUGACGUUCACCAGGAGGAUAAUGUUGAUAUUCAAAGCUCAAGUUCUAGCUUGGAUAGCAUGUCCGAACGAGUUAAACCAAUAGAAGAAGAUAAGUUAAUGCUGGAACCUCUUAGCAACGGUUUUCACGAUGCUGCUGAAAGGCCCUCUUCAACUGGCAAUUUAUCGUCAAGUACAACUGCUGAUGAAACCUCAGAAUUGUGUCAGGAUUUAGUGGCAUCUUCAAAUGCAUCAGUACCCAUCCAGGCCGUUAAAAAGUCUAAGGAGUUCAAGCUGAAUCCCGAAGCAAAGAUUUUUUCUCCAUCUUAUACAAAACGUCUUUCACCGUCCCCUGCUAGUAUGCCUGGUGUUGGAAAUAUUGCAUAUAUACCAAGCAACACUCCCAUGCCACCAGUUCCUGAAGCUCUUUACCCAGAAGUUGGAAACAACGCUUAUAUCCCUCAAGCAUCUCCACCCUCCAAGUUUGUGCCAUUUGGUAACUUGACUGCUGGAAAUGCUGUCAGUGGAUUUCACUAUCCUCAACACAUGAUUGGGCCUACCGUUAACAGGGCACAGCCGCAGAGAUUCACCUCUCAGUACCAAUCUGUUCAAGCGUCACCGAUGUUUGUAACUCCAAAUCCUCAGGUGGCGGUCACGAGAUCGGGGCAGCUUGUAUAUAUCCAACCAGUUUCUCAGGAUCUGGUUCAAGGAACACCGCCUCUUCCACCUAUGCUCUCCCGUCCUCUACCAACCGCACAACAUGUCCAAUACCUGAAACAUCAAGGUGUUGUUGCAGCUGGCCAGCCGCUGCAGCUAUGUGUUUCUCAGCCGUUCACGGCGGGUGGACUGCAACCUUACAGCGUUCCCACCCAAUUUCCGGUCAUGCAGACUCCUUUUCCCGCGAAUCAGCAAAUGCCAAUCGCAGUUCCCAAUGGUUUCUUUGGCACAAAGUUUCCAUAAAUAGAGUGUCCUUGUUUUGGUUUCAUACCUUUAUUCUUUGCGUCUCCAAAACCUAAUAAGGGUUUUUAUAAGAAGCCAUUCUGGUUUGGUUUAUUUUUUCAUUUUUCCUUUCGAUUUUGGGUUUUUUGUUCGGUUUUUGGCAUUAUAUUGGUUUUGAUUCAUUGGUUUAUCGAGUUGAAUUAUGGAGAAACUAUUAUAGACUGUGAAAGCAUUAUGAUUCUUUUGGUUGACAUAAACAUAAGUUGGGAAACUUAUUAUAGAUCCAUAUUGGUCAUCAGUGAUCUUAAUAAUGUAACAAGACUCAGUUCAGAUGGGUCAAAUUAUAUACAUU